Neomonachus schauinslandi (Hawaiian monk seal) is the source of this 3609-nucleotide messenger RNA. It is a transcript of the gene SMC2, whose product is annotated as structural maintenance of chromosomes 2. Gene Ontology annotation, cellular component: chromosome. Gene Ontology annotation, biological process: chromosome organization. Gene Ontology annotation, molecular function: ATP hydrolysis activity; protein binding; ATP binding. The transcript has 24 exons. The record is from RefSeq and is a predicted model, not a curated record. The coding region runs from base 1 to 3576 and encodes 1191 amino acids. NCBI's taxonomy places the organism in Eukaryota, Metazoa, Chordata, Mammalia, Carnivora, Phocidae.
AUGCAUGUUAAGUCAAUCAUCCUUGAAGGAUUUAAGUCCUAUGCUCAGAGGACUGAAGUCAAUGGUUUUGACCCCCUCUUCAAUGCUAUCACUGGUUUAAAUGGUAGUGGGAAAUCCAACAUAUUGGACUCCAUCUGCUUUUUACUGGGCAUCUCCAACCUCUCUCAGGUUCGGGCUUCUAAUUUACAAGAUUUAGUUUACAAAAAUGGGCAGGCUGGUAUAACCAAAGCCUCAGUGUCAAUCACAUUUGAUAAUUCUGACAAAAAGCAAAGCCCUUUAGGAUUUGAGGUUCAUGAUGAAAUUACAGUAACAAGGCAGGUGGUUAUUGGUGGUAGAAAUAAAUAUUUAAUCAAUGGAGUAAAUGCAAACAAUACCAGAGUACAAGAUCUCUUCUGUUCUGUUGGCCUUAAUGUUAACAACCCUCACUUUCUCAUCAUGCAGGGCCGAAUUACAAAAGUAUUGAAUAUGAAACCUCCAGAGAUUUUGUCCAUGAUAGAAGAAGCAGCUGGAACCAGGAUGUAUGAGUACAAAAAAAUAGCUGCCCAGAAAACUAUAGAAAAAAAAGAGGCUAAGCUGAAAGAAAUUAAGACGAUACUUGAAGAAGAGAUUACUCCAACCAUUCAAAAAUUAAAAGAGGAAAGAUCUUCCUACUUGGAGUACCAAAAAGUAAUGAGGGAAAUAGAACAUUUGAGUCGUUUAUAUAUUGCCUAUCAGUUUUUGCUGGCUGAAGAUACAAAAGAACGCUCAGCCGAGGAGUUAAAAGAAAUGCAAGAUAAAGUUGUAAAGCUUCAAGAAAAAUUGUCUGAGAAUGAUAAAAAAAUAAAAGCACUUAGUCAUGAAAUAGAAGAGUUGGAAAAAGGAAAAGAUAAGGAAAUUGGAGGUAUACUCCGAUCUUUAGAAGAUGCUCUUGCAGAAGCUCAGCGAGUUAAUACUAAAUCUCAAAGUGCCUUUGAUCUCAAGAAGAAAAAUCUGGCAAGUGAAGAGAACAAACGCAAAGAGCUAGAGAAAAAUAUGAUUGAGGAUUCUAGAACUUUAGCAGCAAAGGAAAAAGAGGUUAAAAAGAUAACAGAUGGGCUGAACGCCCUUCAGGAAGCAGGUAACAAAGAUGCUGAAGCUUUGGCUGCUGCACAGCAGCACUUCAAUGCUGUUUCCGCCGGCCUGUCUAGCAGUGAUGACGGGGCCGAAGCAACUCUUGCUGGUCAAAUGAUGGCCUGUAAGAAUGACAUAAGUAAAGCUCAGACAGAAGCCAAACAGGCGCAGAUGAAGUUGAAACAUGCCCAACAAGAAUUAAAGACUAAACAGGCUGAAGUUAAGAAGAUGGAUAGUGGCUACAGGAAGGAUCAAGAAGCUUUAGAGGCUGUGAAGAAACUUAAAGAAAAACUUGAAGCCGAAAUGAAAAAGCUAAAUUAUGAAGAAAACAAAGAGGAAGGACUUCUGGAAAAGCGCAGGCAGCUAUCUCGUGAUAUCAGUAGAUUGAAAGAAACAUAUGAAGCUCUCUUAGCCAGAUUUCCUAAUAUUCAAUUUGCCUACAGGGAUCCAGAGAAGAACUGGAAUAGAAAUUGUGUGAAAGGACUUGUAGCUUCCCUGAUUAGUGUGAAAGAUACUUCUGCAACCACAGCUUUAGAAUUGGUGGCUGGGGAACGGCUCUACAAUGUUAUAGUAGACACAGAGAUUACUGGAAAAAAGUUACUAGAAAAGGGGGAAUUGAAACGUCGAUACACUAUAAUUCCACUCAAUAAAAUUUCAGCCCGAUGUAUUGCUCCAGAAACUCUGAGGGUCGCUCAGAAUCUUGUUGGUCCUAACAAUGUUCACGUGGCUCUUUCCCUGGUUGAAUACAAACCAGAACUUCAGAAAGCGAUGGAAUUUGUCUUUGGAACAACGUUUGUUUGUAAUAAUAUGGAUAAUGCAAAAAAAGUGGCCUUUGAUAAAAGGAUAAUGACUAGAACUGUAACUCUAGGGGGUGAUGUAUUUGAUCCUCAUGGGACAUUGAGUGGAGGUGCUCGAUCCCAGGCAGCUUCUAUUUUAACCAAGUUUCAAGAACUCAAAGAUGUUCAAGAUGAGCUGAGAAUCAAGGAGAAUAAGCUACAGACUCUAGACGAGGAAUUAGCAGGUCUUAAAAACACAGCUGAAAAGUAUCGCCAACUAAAACAGCAAUGGGAGAUGAAAACUGAGGAGGCAGAUUUAUUGCAAACCAAGCUUCAGCAAAGCUCAUAUCAUAAGCAACAAGAAGAAUUAGAUGCUCUUAAAAAAAUCAUUGAGGAAAGUGAGGAGACCUUAAAAAAUACCAAAGAAAUUCAGAAAAAAGCAGAAGAAAAAUAUGAAGUAUUGGAGAAUAAAAUGAAAAAUGCAGAGGCUGAAAGGGAGCAAGAACUGAAGGAUGCUCAGGAAAAACUGGAUUUUGCCAAAACGAAAGCAGAUGCUUCUAGUAAGAAAAUGAAAGAAAAACAACAGGAAGUUGAAGCUAUCACUCUGGAGCUGGAAGAGCUCAAGAGAGAGCACGCAUCCUAUAAGCAACAGCUUGAAGCUGUAAAUGAAGCUAUCAAAUCCUAUGAAGUACAGAUUGAAGUAAUGGCAGCUGAGGUGGCUAAAAAUAAGGAGUCUGUAAAUAAAGCCCAAGAAGAGGUGACCAAGCAAAAAGAAGUGAUAACAGCCCAAGACAACGUAAUUAAAGCUAAAUAUGGCGAAGUAGCAACACAUAAGGAACAAAACAAUGAUUCUCAGCUUAAAAUUAAGGAACUGGACCACAACAUCAGCAAACAUAAACGGGAAGCUGAAGAUGCUGCUGCAAAGGUCUCCAAAAUGUUGAAAGACUAUGACUGGAUUAAUGCAGAGAAACACCUCUUUGGGCAACCUAAUAGUGCCUAUGAUUUCAAAACCAACAACCCAAAAGAAGCUGGUCAGAGACUUCAGAAGUUGCAAGAAAUGAAGGAGAAACUGGGGAGAAAUGUCAACAUGAGAGCUAUGAAUGUUCUGACAGAAGCUGAAGAGCGGUAUAAUGACUUGAUGAAGAAGAAGAGAAUUGUAGAAAAUGACAAAUCCAAAAUCCUUGCAACUAUAGAAGACCUUGACCAGAAGAAAAACCAAGCCCUAAAUAUUGCUUGGCAAAAGGUGAACAAGGACUUUGGGUCUAUUUUUUCUACUCUCUUGCCUGGUGCUAAUGCUAUGCUUGCACCACCAGAGGGGCAAACUGUAUUGGAUGGUUUGGAGUUCAAGGUUGCUUUAGGAAAUACUUGGAAAGAAAACCUAACAGAACUUAGUGGUGGUCAGAGGUCGUUAGUAGCUUUGUCAUUAAUAUUAUCCAUGCUCCUCUUCAAACCUGCUCCAAUUUAUAUCCUGGAUGAGGUAGAUGCAGCCUUGGACCUUUCUCACACCCAGAAUAUUGGACAGAUGCUGCGUACUCAUUUCACACAUUCUCAGUUCAUUGUGGUGUCACUGAAGGAGGGUAUGUUCAACAAUGCAAAUGUCCUUUUCAAAACCAAGUUUGUGGAUGGUGUUUCUACAGUAGCCAGAUUUACUCAGUGUCAAAAUGGAAAGAUUCCAAAGGAAACCACAUCCAAGGCAAAAGGACCCAAAUGACCACAUCUGGAAGUUAAAAGUACAAAUUUACUC